AUGGCACCUUCAAAGCCUGGCAUUGCUGCCGCCCUUUUACUGACCGCUGCAACCGCCUCCCCCAUUGCACAACCCUCCUACAACAUCGACUGGCAAGAAUGUAACGCGAGGAAGUACCCUGGUCUCCAAUGCGGCGUUCUCAAGGUCCCCAUGGACUGGGACAACAGCGCUGCCAGCGAUACGGUACUCCUCGACAUCACGCGCUUCCCCACGAACAGCAGCACUCGCAUCGGUAGCCUCUUCGUGAACCCUGGCGGUCCCGGCGGCCCUGCUUCAGGCAUGUGUAUCGCUGCCGCUGAUCCUAAUGGAGCCUGGACCGAUGCCAUCUUGUCGCACUUUGACAUCAUCUGUCCUGAGCCUCGCGGUGUGGGUCAGACGUCAGCCGUGAAAUGUGAUCCUGAGAUUUGGAUGGAGACUCCGUCGUAUUUCACCGAUGAUCAGGCCUCCUUUGAUACUGUGACGGCAUUCAACAAGCGCCUCGGUUCCUCUUGCUUGAACAUGACUGGACCACUCCUCGGAUACGUGGACACAAUGAGCGCGGCGAAGGAUCUGGAUGCUAUUCGUCAAGCCCUCGGAGAAGAGAAGAUGAACUACCUGGGCUAUUCCUACGGCACACAGCUCGGCUCCCAAUACGCUGAGCUCUUCCCGGACAAGAUACGCGCAAUGGUAUUGGACGGCAACCUCGACCACGGCCAAUCUGCGAUUGAGAUGUUCGUCGACGACAACUAUGCAAUGGAAGACGAAGUCCGUCGCCUCCUGGACUGGUGCGAUAACAACUCAACCUGCGCAUUCCACAACGCCACUGGCGGCGCCGUGAAAGCCUGGACAGACAUGAUCGAGAACGCGAACAAGCACCCGAUUCCAGCUCCCGGCUGCGGUCCCUCGCACGCUGGGGAGUAUACUUGCAAGCCCAACGUAACCGGCUACGACAUCAUCUUCAACCUUGAAAAUUACUUCCCAGCCCUCGAUUGGGAGGGUGUCUCUCAGAAUAUCAAAGAGGCAAUGGAUGGUAACGCGACCCAGCUUGCAAACCCCGCCCCGAAGAAUCGCGAAAACACUACCGCAGCUCUCGAAUUCUCCAAUCUCGCGAUCGGGUGCCUGGACUGGCACAUGGAUGUCAACACUAUUGAAGAACACCAAGCGCGCACCCUGCUCGGGAAAUCUAUGUUCCCGUUGACUCUGGGAUCUGGCAUGGCGCUGCAGUGGGCAACCACAUGCAUCAACUGGCCUUUCAAGCCUACGAAUCCUCAGCAUGAGCUCGACCCAGCGGCGAUGAGCCGCGCGCCGCCGAUCUUGUUGCUGCAAAGCACGCAUGAUCCGGCGACGCCACUUUCGGGCGCACAGACAUUGAUCAAGCAGAUCCCGUCGGCGGUUAUGGUUGUGCGCAGUGGGGACGGGCAUACUAGCUAUGGGCCUGGGAGCCCGGAGAUCACGAAGCUAACAGAUGCGUAUUUAGUUAACUUGACGGUGCCAGAUAAGGGGACGAUAGUGCAGGAUGUUGCGCAGAACCCUGGUGGUGGGCUUUAA
This is a messenger RNA of Cyphellophora attinorum, 1527 nucleotides long. RefSeq names its product putative hydrolase. The coding region runs from base 1 to 1527 and encodes 508 amino acids. NCBI's taxonomy places the organism in Eukaryota, Fungi, Ascomycota, Eurotiomycetes, Chaetothyriales, Cyphellophoraceae. The transcript has a single exon. The record is from RefSeq and is a predicted model, not a curated record.